Messenger RNA from Bemisia tabaci, 2728 nucleotides. RefSeq names its product Armadillo repeat-containing protein gudu (gene gudu). Lineage: Eukaryota; Metazoa; Arthropoda; Insecta; Hemiptera; Aleyrodidae. The record is from RefSeq and is a predicted model, not a curated record. Gene Ontology annotation, molecular function: protein binding.
GAUUCCACGAGAAUCCGUCCUAGAUUUUAGAGACAAAUUUUUUAACUUAUCAUCUCUUAUUUUACCCUGUUUUAACCUGAAAAUAUCUCAAAAACUUCGUCUUCAAAGAAACUAUGUGCUCUUCCCGUUCCGCUUGGGUCAAAGAAUCGUAGGAAGUAAGGUUGAUUUUUGAAAUUACUAUAAAAAGAUUAAUCAAACAAGUGACAUCAUGAGAUGCGAUUUUCUGCCACUUUAAUUCCAAAUUAUUUCUUUCAUCUUGGAAGGAACAAAAUGAUAAAUCAGAAACAACAUGUGAAUUUGGAAUGAAAGCUCUUGUGAAGGAUCCAAUACCUGAUCAAGCAUGAGUCAACGAGUUGAAGAAGAUGAGAAGGGACAGACUCAAUUGGGACCGCGUGAAGUCUAUGUGGAGGAACUGCCAGAUAAUGACGAUAGCUCUGUAUGUGGAGGCUCUUCUGACGAGGAGGAUGAGGACAGAUGGAAGGACGCUCGGAAGCAGCAAGAGUUGCCCUCGGAGUAUUGGCAUAUUCAAAAAUUGAUCAAAUAUAUGAAGGCUGGAAACCAGACAGCAACAGUCAUUGCUCUAGUGUGCCUUAAAGAUCAGGAUUUAACACAGGAAAUGAAUCAAGAAGCGAUUCGAGAAAUUGGCGGUUUAGAAGUCCUCGUAAACCUUCUGGAGACAAAUGAUUUCAAGUGUAAGCUUGGAGCUUUAUCAAUUUUGAGCCAAAUAACAGCAAGUUUGGAUACAAGGAGGACUAUAACGGACCUUGGUGGAAUACCACUUUUAGUCAGGCUAUUGUAUGAUCCUUCAUCUCAGCUUCAAAUGCUGGCUGCUGAAACUAUUGCAAAUACAGCAAGAAUUCGGAAAGCAAGGAAAAUCGUCCGCAAGAAGGAUGGAAUUCCUAAACUUGUGGAUUUGCUUGAUGUGCCACAGGUAUAUCUGGGCUCAUCAAUAGAAGAGUUAGAUCAAGAAAAACAGGACACAGUUGCAGUGGUACGGGGAAGUUCCAAAGCGCUCUGGUCCUUGUCGAAAUCUCAAAAAAACAGAGAAGUCAUGCGGAAAGCAGGAUGUGUCAAACUUUUAGCCCGGUUGUUAAGAUCUGUCCAUGAAGAUAUUGUUUUGCCAGUGAUUGGAACAAUUCAACAAUGUGCGUCUGAAAGUAAAUACCAGUUAGCAAUUCAGACUGAAGGAAUAGUCGAGGAUCUUGUCCGCUACCUGUCUAGUCCAAAUGAUGAUCUGAAAACACAUGCAGCCUCUGCGAUUUUUAAAUGUGCUGAGGACAUGACAACGAGGAAUGCGGUACGUCAGCACGGAGGUCUUGACCCAUUAGUCGGUUUAAUAAAGUCCGAGAGAACGAGGAGUAAUCAACCUCUCCUGGCAGCUUGCACAGGAGCUGUUUGGAAGUGUGCUAUUAGUCCUGACAAUGUACGUCGACUGGAUGAAUUGAGGACUGUGAACACAUUGGUUGGACUUUUGGCAGAGGAAGACGAGCAAGUUCUAACUAAUGUUGUGGGUGCCCUUGCAGAAUGUGCAAAACUGGCACAUAACCGUGAUGUGAUUAGGAAAGUGCAAGGGAUUCCACCUUUAGUGAAUUUGCUGAACUUGACAAAUCAGCCUUUACUAGAAAAUACGACCAGAGUUCUUGGAGAGUGCGCAUGGGACUCAGAAUGCAUGGCAGAAAUUGAGGAGAUGGAUGGUGUUCGAUUGAUCUGGUCAUUACUUAAAAAUGACUCCCCAAAAGUGCAAGCCGAGGCAGCAUGGGCCCUAGUUCCUUGUGUCCAAAAUGCAAAGAAUUCUGGGGAACUAGUUCGAAGUUUUGUUGGUGGACUUGAACUGAUGGUCCGUCUUCUUUACUCUCCUGAUAAUCAAGUACUUGCAUGUGUUUGUGCGGCAAUUGCAAAAGUAGCUCAAGACCGGGAGAAUUUAGCCGUCAUCUCUGAUCACGGAGUCGUUCAAAUGCUCUCACACCUAGUCAAGACUCGUGCUGUUAACAAGCAAGCAAAUAAGAUUACAGAAACGAAUCCAGACUCAUCCAGAAACAAAAGCGAACUAAAACAGAAUUUGCUAGAGGAAGAGGAUGAUGACAAUUUACGAGAACACCUUGCAGCAGCCAUUGCCAACUGUUGCAACUGGUCAACAAACUGUCAUGAAUUCGGUCGUCUUGGGGCUGUUACAUCUCUAGUUGAAUACAUGAUUAGUGAGAGGAAGCAAGUUCAUCGUACCACUGCCCUUGCUCUUGCCAAUCUCUCUCAAGACCCUUUCAACUGUAUUACGUUGCAUCAAAGUAGAGUUGUGCCUUAUCUACUCGAAACAAUUGGAUCAACAGACGAAGAAUUGCAAGAGGCCUCUGCUAUUUGUUUGAGUAACAUCAGGAAACUUGCCCUCACUGCAGACACUUUGAAAAUUUAAUCAGCUUUCGAAAGUUUUGAAUAAACUUAUCACCUAAGAAUUUGCAAUGCAACACUUAAGUGAUUCUGUAAUGACGAUUACAAGAACGGUAUCCAAAUUGGGCUUCAUCCCUUGUUUUCUAGGUGUUAUUGAAUAUUUAGAAUAUUAUUCUAUCAUACAGAGGUAGCUAUAGUCUGAAGAUGGUGUAAAUUCUUUUAAGUUGUUGCAGCUACAGAAUGAAAAAUGCUGUUUUAUCGCUUGAGUUGAAAGAGAAAAAACAUAUUUUUGGAGGAGGGGUUAAAAUUUGAAAACAUUAGUUUUUAGAUCAGGUAUUUGCCCUAA